Messenger RNA from Zea mays, 829 nucleotides. RefSeq lists its product as uncharacterized. Gene Ontology annotation, molecular function: zinc ion binding. The coding region runs from base 1 to 726 and encodes 241 amino acids. The record is from RefSeq and is a predicted model, not a curated record. Gene Ontology annotation, biological process: regulation of DNA-templated transcription. The transcript has 2 exons. Lineage: Eukaryota; Viridiplantae; Streptophyta; Magnoliopsida; Poales; Poaceae.
AUGCUGCAGAAGGAGCUUCCGCGGUGCGCGUGCGGCGACCGGAGCGCCGCGCCGCCGGCCUUCUCGCUGCUGUUCCCCAAGCCCAUGGGGCUGCCGGCGGAGCAGUGGUACUGCUACCACGAGGAGGGCGGCGCGUCGCCGUACGGCGCAGCCAGCACCCCGAUCGACUGCACGCUGUCGCUCGGCACGCCGUCCACGCGCCGGGCCGAAUCAGCCGGCGUCGGCGUCGCCGCCGCCUUGAUGGAGGAGCCCCGCCAAGGCUCUCCGCCCCGGCGGUGUGUCCAUGUUUGCGUGUCGACACGAUCCCACAUUUUUUUUUCUGUCCUCUCUUUUCGCGUGGCACACAGACCGUUCGUCCUGCUGUCUGUCAUGCCAGUACGCCAUGCAUCGCGUGUGCAUCGCGGCGGCGAUGGUCUCACACGUUCCUUCCACUGCUCGCUUCUGUUGCAGUCGCUGUGCAACGCCUGCGGGAUCCGGUACAAGAAGGAGGAGCGCCGGCGACGUACGAGUGCGGCGGGUACGCUCGACCGCCGCGCGCCGCCGCAGCAGCAGUGGGGAUGCUACGGCCCGGGCGCGGGGAAGUCGGCGGCGUCCUACGGGAUGUACGAUGGCGACGUCGGCGUCGUGGCCGUGGACGGGCCCUGCCUGUCGUGGAUGCUCGAAGUCGUACCCUCCUCGCCGGCGUUCGCCGCCCGGGAGAGGCGCACUCUGUCCCCGUACUACUAGCAGCACUAGGCUACUGACAAGGGAGAUUAGUCUAGUAGCAGUGAUUUUGUUACUACUGCUUACAGUAUGUUUAUUAUAAUUAGCAAUCCGUUCAUCAAUGAGA